Cokeromyces recurvatus is the source of this 258-nucleotide messenger RNA. RefSeq names its product copper fist DNA binding domain-containing protein. Gene Ontology annotation, cellular component: nucleus. The coding region runs from base 1 to 258 and encodes 85 amino acids. NCBI's taxonomy places the organism in Eukaryota, Fungi, Mucoromycota, Mucoromycetes, Mucorales, Mucoraceae. Gene Ontology annotation, biological process: intracellular iron ion homeostasis; positive regulation of transcription by RNA polymerase II; intracellular copper ion homeostasis. Gene Ontology annotation, molecular function: RNA polymerase II cis-regulatory region sequence-specific DNA binding; DNA-binding transcription factor activity, RNA polymerase II-specific; copper ion binding. The transcript has 2 exons. The record is from RefSeq and is a predicted model, not a curated record.
AUGUACAUUAACGGCUUAAAAUAUGCUUGCUCCACUUGCAUUAAGGGUCAUCGUUCUUCCCAUUGUAAUCAUACCGAACGUCCUUUAUUUGAAAUUCGUAAAAAAGGUCGUCCUGUUACUCAAUGCGCAUACUGUAGAGAUCUUCGAAAAACAAAACAAAUACAUAUUAAAUGUGCAUGCAAUGAUAAAAAAGGUAAAUAUAAAAUAACAAUAUAUGUGUGUGUAUGUGUAUGUGUAUGUGUAUAUUUAUACAUAUAA